GUCGAUCAGACACAAGGCUUGGUUGGUAUAAUGAGAGAACGACCGUAGACUUCGUGUCCACGAGGAUACAUGAAUCAGAAAUACGCAUGGACAUAGUUCCUGAAUAAGUUCUCAAAGAAUUAUAACAAUGUUCCGGAAUAACGUUUGAAUUGUUCAAGGUCAUCAGUGCUGGCCACCACAGAUCAUCUUCAACCAUUUGAGAGCAGGGGUCCAUAGUGGCGCAUCUUUCAACGUGAAGCCGCCCCCCCAAACAAACAGAAUCCCUUCACCCCCAACCCCCAUUCCUCUGCUGGGCCACCAUGGGCGAAGUUGUCAUAGUGAAAGAAGGAUGGCUUCACAAACGAGGAGAGUACAUAAAGACCUGGAGACCGAGGUAUUUCCUGCUGAAGAGCGAUGGUACAUUCAUCGGGUACAAGGAGCGGCCGCAGGAUGUGGACCAGCUGGAGACGCCACUUAAUAACUUCUCAGUAGCUCAGUGCCAGCUGAUGAAGACGGAGAGGCCAAAGUCCAACACGUUCAUCAUCCGCUGCCUGCAGUGGACCACUGUGAUCGAGCGCACCUUCCACGUGGAGACCCCUGAGGAGAGGGAGGAGUGGACGAAGGCCAUCCAAACGGUGGCAGAUGGGCUGAAGAAGCAGGAGGAGGAGAGGAUGGACUCCUCGCCUGACCCCAUGGACAUGGACAUGUACCUCACCAAACCCAGACUCAAAGUGACUAUGCACGACUUUGAAUAUCUCAAACUCCUGGGAAAAGGCACUUUUGGGAAGGUUAUUUUAGUGAAGGAGAAGGCUACAGGCAAAUAUUACGCUAUGAAAAUCCUUAAAAAAGAAGUGAUUGUAGCAAAAGAUGAAGUAGCACACACACUCACUGAAAACAGAGUACUGCAGAACUCAAAACACCCAUUCUUGACAGGUCUUAAGUAUUCCUUCCAGACUCCUGACCGCUUGUGUUUCGUCAUGGAGUACGCCAACGGAGGAGAGCUGUUCUUCCACCUGUCGCGAGACCGCGUAUUCUCUGAGGAGAGGGCCCGGUUCUACGGGGCCGAGAUCGUGUCUGCGCUGCACUACCUCCACUCCGAGAAGAAUGUGGUCUACCGGGACCUGAAGCUGGAGAAUCUAAUGCUGGACAAAGACGGCCACAUCAAGAUCACAGACUUUGGUUUGUGUAAGGAGGGAAUCAAAGACGGGGCCACGAUGAAAACCUUCUGUGGAACACCAGAAUACCUGGCGCCUGAGGUAUUGGAAGACAACGACUAUGGCCAGGCGGUGGACUGGUGGGGUCUGGGCGUGGUCAUGUACGAGAUGAUGUGUGGCCGACUGCCCUUCUACAACCAGGACCACGAGAAGCUGUUUGAGCUGAUCCUCAUGGAGGAGAUCCGCUUCCCGCGCACCCUCGGGCCCGAGGGCAAGUCUCUACUGUCUGGCCUGCUGAAGAAGGACCCCAAGCAGAGGUUAGGUGGAGGGCCGGAUGACGCCAAGGAAAUCAUGCAACACAAGUUCUUUGCGGGGAUUGAAUGGCAAGACGUAUAUGAGAAAAAGCUGGUUCCACCAUUCAAGCCCCAGGUCACCUCGGAAACGGACACACGCUAUUUUGACGUGGAGUUCACAGGCCAAACCAUCACCAUUACGCCUCCUGGGCAAGAUGACAACAUGGAGUCUUUCGAUAGCGACAGAAGACCCCACUUUCCACAGUUCUCCUACUCCGCCAGUGGGACAGCCUAAAGACUUAAACCAUGCAUUUUCCCCCCCUUAUCUUUUGUCUAAUGGACCACAAUCUUCAGUCUCCACCCAACCUCCUGCGAUCCCUUCCUCCCGCCUACCCCAACUGCGACACAUCCACGUAGGCCAUCAAAGACCUCAAUCAUGUUUGUUUCCUGUCAUCAUUGUUUGUUAUCAUGCUGGGAUUAUUGGACUGCUUCACAAAUCUCGAGGGUAGUUUUCGAUUGCUGUCUCCUGACCUUCUCUAGCACUGAGUCCCUGAAGGAAUCCACCUUGUCUUCAAUAGGUCUAUAUCCUCUAGUGAGUCCAGUUGAUAGCGAGGAGACAAGGAGAGAAGACUACUGUAGAACGAUAUCCACUCUCCAGCCUUUUUAAAUAUAGUUAUUUAUAUUGCUUUAAGGGUAGGGGUGUCAGCUGCACAGCAAAACACCUAAGGUAAAUGAGUCAAGAUGUCUAAGGUGCAGCAACAGUUGAUUACAAGAAUAUACAAACGGACACGAAAAUUAGUUUACUUCAAAAGGCUUGCCUCAAACAAGAAGCACAGUCACUGUCAAACAACUAGUUUCUCGAAACGGUACACUAUCUAUCAAGCUAGUUGGACAGCUUUGUUACUUUGUAAGUCGGUUUUAGCAUGGAGCCAAGGAAACACCAAUGUGUUGGUUUUAAAGUAGUAAUCCUCCUUCCCUACUCCAUCUUAGUCUAGUGUGAUUCAUCACUGCCAUUCAGCUUCCAAACACUCCAGCGUUUGUGAGAGGUAACACUAAAGAUCUCUACUUGCUCUCCAUGCCUUCUUAAUGAUGAGGAAUGUGCCUGCCUUCUAGUAUGCAGAAGAGCUAGAUCACAGAGCUAGUCCACAGAGUCCAUGGUAUUAGCUGUUACAUCAAUAUUGUUCUGUUCUUAUCUCUGUUUCUCGCACCAUUCAGCCUGUGUUUGAGGAUAAUAGUUACUUCAUUGUGAUGUAUUAGAAAACAUGUCUGGGAAUAAGGCAUUCCUAUGUCCGUAAACUGCUGCUGCUGUCAUGAUUAUGAUGCAGUCCUUGUCAAGUCCAACUUCACGAGGCAUCAUAAUUGUUUAAAAUUGGGAAAUGGUUAAUUAUGCAGAUAUGGCAGUCUCGAGGUGCAAAACUAUUUUGUUAUAAUCGCAUCAAACCACAGUAUGGAAGACAUGUAUUCUGAUACAUCCAUACCGUGAAAGGACUGGAUGAACAUAUUUGUUAUGCUAGACAGGCCACUAUUCUUAAUUUUAGGGAAUCAAUGUACUUUAUGAAAAAUCAUGGUAAAAGGCACUAUCGUUCAAAGAACCUUUUGAGCUGGUCGUUCUAAUUAUUAUAAUUUUUUGUGAUUUCCCAAUCAAAGCAAAACACACAUGGAACUUCAACGGUCAUUAAAUAUCUAGCAGACUGCUAGUAGGCUUGCUAGAAAAGCGAGAGGGAAAAAAUGACAUAAGAUGCCUUUUUCUACCAGCAUGACCUUGAAUGCUGAUGCCUGCAUGGCUUAAACAUACUAAUCUGAUGCUCACUCACAAAUUAAUUUUUCUAGUAUUAAAAUGAUAGUAACAAACCAGCUGCUUCACAUAUCUUGGAAAAGGAGCACAAUCCACAUGCUGUCCUAAAAAAAUUAGUUGAGUUGGAAAUUAGAAAUGUUAUUAGUAGACCGUGAGAAAGGAACAGUUUACAUGGUUCCUAACCUUGGGCUUUAGAGGGGCCAAUGCAUGCUCAAGAACACAAUCAAGAGUUAACUAAAACCUCAUUUUUCCUCACCCAGAUGGCAACAUAUUCUGAGGAAAAGUAACUUGUUCAGAGUUGGCAUAUAUAUGAGACUAUCUGGACUGUGUCAAAUACGUGCAAUAAGAAAUGUGGCUAGCAUUCCCCAAAAGGGCAAGUAGGGGUACUACACUCCAUGAUGUCUCUUUUUGUCCCACAUUGAGCCCAGUAUAUUUCUGUUUGUAAGCAGACUGGUGCAUAUUGGAAAAUGGAACCGCUGCCAAGGUAUUACAAUUAGGUGGCAA
This is a messenger RNA of Osmerus eperlanus (European smelt), 3725 nucleotides long. Its product is annotated as RAC-alpha serine/threonine-protein kinase. Gene Ontology annotation, cellular component: cytoplasm; nucleus. Lineage: Eukaryota; Metazoa; Chordata; Actinopteri; Osmeriformes; Osmeridae. Gene Ontology annotation, biological process: protein phosphorylation. The coding region runs from base 300 to 1721 and encodes 473 amino acids. The transcript is spliced from 13 exons. Gene Ontology annotation, molecular function: ATP binding; protein serine/threonine kinase activity. The record is from RefSeq and is a predicted model, not a curated record.